AUGACCCAUCGAUAUUCGCUUAGUAUUAGUCCAAAGUCCUCACUCGCAACGACUAUCUCCUUUCCUUCUCUACAUACACCAUCGGAAGAACAAUACCUUAGUGAUGAACUAACACAAGAUAAUCUCGAAGUCGACUCGCCAACAUUAACAGACGAUUCUGUUUCAUGUCAGUCGCUCUGCUAUCUACAGAUCGUAUAUCACUUACGCCAGAAAUGCACAAUGCCAUCAUUGACGGCAUCGAGUCCUGCCAAUCAUUGGUAUAGCCCAAUGGAUACAUUGACAUCGAAUACUUCUACUUCACAAUUCAGUCUGUCGCCAACUACUGUCAUUGACGGCAGCCCAUCAAUAAUGUCGAAUCCUGCCAAUCGUUGGUAUAAUCCAAUGGAUACAAUGACAUUGAUGAAUCCUACCUCACAAUUCAGUCCAUCGACUCAAUCACUUUUUCCAUACGUCAUCGGACCAUUUCCGUAUUACGAUUAUUCGAUGGAUGCAAUGGAAUCAAUAGGCCGUCGAUACAACCGUUGA
Molecule: messenger RNA, 525 nt
Organism: Paraglomus brasilianum
Lineage: Eukaryota; Fungi; Glomeromycota; Glomeromycetes; Paraglomerales; Paraglomeraceae
Source: the annotation of a GenBank genome assembly